Molecule: messenger RNA, 9810 nt
Organism: Caretta caretta (loggerhead turtle)
Lineage: Eukaryota; Metazoa; Chordata; Testudines; Cheloniidae
Gene: CAMK1D
Product: calcium/calmodulin dependent protein kinase ID
Biological process (GO): protein phosphorylation
Molecular function (GO): protein kinase activity; ATP binding
Source: RefSeq, a predicted model, not a curated record
AGAAGGGAAGGAAGAAGCCAGGCGCGGGAGCGGAGGAGGGAAGCUGGGUCUGCUGCUGGAGCCAGGCGGAAACCCCAGCCGCCGCCGCCGCGAGCAGGAAGUCUGAGCGGCAGCGCGGCAGCGCGGAGAGCGGGUGGGAAGAGGAAGCGGCAGCGCAAGAGAAAGCAAAAGCUGCCCGUGCCGCCGGCUGCCCGCCCGCCUGCGCUGGGCUCCGCAUCCCCGGCUCCUGCCCGGGCGGGAGAGCUGCGCCGCCGCUGCCAUGGCCCGGGAGAACGGGGAGGGCAGCGCCUCCUGGAAGAAGCAAGCCGAGGACAUCAAGAAGAUCUUCGAGUUCAAGGAGACCCUGGGAACGGGUGCGUUUUCUGAAGUAGUUCUGGCCAAAGAGAGAGCUAGUGGAAAACUAUUUGCAGUCAAGUGCAUCCCCAAGAAAGCACUGAAGGGGAAGGAAAGCAGCAUAGAGAAUGAAAUCGCAGUCCUGAGAAAAAUAAAACAUGAAAAUAUAGUUGCACUGGAAGACAUAUAUGAGAGUCCAAACCACUUGUAUCUGGUCAUGCAACUCGUGUCUGGAGGCGAGCUUUUCGACCGCAUAGUAGAGAAAGGGUUUUACACCGAGAAGGAUGCAAGCACUCUGAUACGGCAGGUCCUGGAUGCUGUCUACUACCUGCACAGAAUGGGCAUUGUGCAUCGAGAUCUCAAGCCUGAGAACCUGCUGUACUACAGCCAGGAUGAAGAAUCCAAAAUCAUGAUCAGUGACUUCGGAUUGUCAAAGAUGGAGGAUAAAGGAGACGUCAUGUCCACAGCAUGUGGAACCCCAGGAUAUGUUGCUCCUGAAGUGCUGGCCCAGAAACCCUACAGCAAGGCGGUGGAUUGUUGGUCUAUUGGGGUAAUCGCAUACAUUUUGCUCUGUGGAUAUCCUCCAUUUUAUGAUGAAAAUGACUCCAAGCUCUUUGAGCAGAUUCUUAAGGCGGAAUAUGAAUUUGACUCUCCAUAUUGGGAUGACAUCUCAGAGUCUGCUAAAGAUUUUAUUCGGAACUUGAUGGAGAAAGACCCUAACAAAAGAUAUACCUGUGAGCAAGCAGCCCGGCACCCAUGGAUUGCAGGGGACACAGCCCUCAGCAAAAAUAUCCAUGAGUCCGUCAGUGCUCAGAUCCGAAAGAACUUUGCAAAAAGCAAAUGGAGACAAGCAUUUAAUGCCACAGCAGUUGUGAGACAUAUGAGAAAGUUACAUCUUGGCAGUAGCUUGGACAGUUCAAAUGCAAGCGUGGCAAGCACCCUCAGCCUGGCCAAUCCGCUUCCCGAUGGAACAACCAGGAAGGAUUGUAAGUAUGUCCCCAUCUUCUCUCUGUAGUUUUGUUUCUUCUGCUUCUUCGGGUAUUUCUGCAGUAGGAGGAGAACGGAGACCCAGGCCAACCACAGUAACAACAGUGCACACGGGGAGCAAGUGAUCAGCGGAGGAGGAUGGAGACGGGGAAGCCAUCGGGUUGAGCGUACCUAGUCCGAGUGAUUUCAUCCUGCAUUGUGCACUCGGCGAAGGACUAGAAGAGAGAAGAUUUUUUAUGGCCAUAUUUUAUACUGCAAUUCUGAAAUGUUUCAUUUAGCACAAACUGCAAUGACUCCAGGGGGAACGGAUUUAACAGUCUCUGGUGCUGUAUAUAUGAGUCUAGCAAUGUUCUAACUAACAGACGCGCAAUCUUUUUCCUGGUGAUUUACUCUCUUCUCAGUGUAGGUAACAGUCUAUGUUGUAUUUUUUUCCCAUUAACUAAAAAGGUCUCGGCUGGAUUAUUUAAAUAGAGAUAAUUUUUGAGAAAUAGACUUUUUUUUUCUUUUAGCAAGUACUUCCAGUUGCAUCCCUCCUUCCAGUUUGCUGAGGGAUAGGUUACUUCUGUAGGUAGAGAUUUGCAUUGACCUUACAAAACAGGAAGGUUUCAAAGGCAUGCAUGCCAUUUUUAAUUCCUAAAAUUGGAUUGUAAACCUGUCCAGAUCUAGGGGUGCCGUUACACUGAAACAAUCUGCUUUCCCUCUCUUCCUCCUUCUUGGAAACAAUGGUUCAAGCCCUUAGUUCAGCAAGCAUGUGAAAAAUGAUAUAAUGUCUCAUCCUGCAGCUCUUAUUCCUUUGCUAAACCCCUUGUGGUCCAUCAGGGAGGCCACAUAACUAGGAGUCAGGAGAGCCUGGGUUCUAUACCAUCUCUGCCACUGACUCACCGCUUGAGCUUUGGGCAAGUCACUGCCCAAAAUCAAAAAUUUCAAAUGUGGCUUCUGAUUUUGAGUACCUCCAGUUUGGGGCCUCCUAAUUGAGAGCCGGUGAGCACUGCAACCCACUGACUUCAGCUGAAGUUAUUGGUAGCUCAGCACCAGGCCUAAGGUGCCCCAAGCUGGGCACCAAAAAUCAGAAAGCAUUUUUGAAAGUUUUGGUCUUUAAAAAAAACCAAUGCCGUGUCUCAGUUUCCCCAUCUGUAAAGUGGAGAUAAUGAUACGCACUGCAAUGUGGACGCAGCCAGCCUUUCACUGUGGCCUGUAAGCUACCUGUACCCUAUACACCACCGCAAGCAUAGAAAAGGCCAAAAACGGGGCACUGUCACUGCUUUAUCAUAAAUGUUUGAAAUAUCUUGGAACAGAAGAGAAGGCAGUGUUCAGAGCUCACCGCACUUACGAACCUUGUGAGACGUGUCCAGAUCUCUACGAGUCAUUCCCAGCUUUGAUUUUUCUUCUGGGAGGAGAAAAGGUAGAAGGGGAGUUCAUGGGAAUCAGGCACAUUUAAGCUAUUACUAGCUCCCUAUACCCCAAAUACGUCCAUCUCCACAGGGAGGCAGGAAUAAUUUUUCCUUAAACUAUUCUGUUGCCACAUCCAUGUCAGCUAUUGUCUGUAAAGAAUUAGAUGAACCAGUCACACACACAUCUGAAUGUAUACAGCCAUAGUGAACAUGCUACGAAAAAUCAUGACAUUUACUUUUCAUUGAGAUUUCAAAGAUGUAAGGUGAAAUCCUGCCCCUAUUGAAGUCAGUGGGAGUUUGGCCAUUAACGUCAGAGAAGCCAGGAUUUCAAGAAAACCAGGUGGCACAGAGUGCUAGCUCUUUACAAUGAUGUCAUUGCACUAGCCACUCAUAAAGAUAUUACAUAUAAUAGAUCUCCGUUGAGUCAGUACUAAUCUGUGCACCAUUUUCAGUCUGGUGAUUUGGAGUAUAAUUUAACCAGUUUCCUCCAGAAAUUCCCAACAACCCCAUAUCAUAUUGUGCCUAGCACAGACAUUCAAACUAUAAUGAUUUAACGUGAACUCCAUAAAACACUAGUGUGCAUCUGACUUUCCACUGUGGAUAUCUGACCCUCCAAUAUAUCACCUUGUAAAACCUCAUAGAUACGUCCAGUCUCUGACAUAAUGGGCCAGAUCCCCAGCUAAUGUAAAGUGGAGUCAUUCCAUUGAAGUCAAUUGAACUACUCUGAUUUUCACCAGCUGCGGUUCUGGACCAACAUGUGAUAGUGACAUAUCAGAGCACUGAUAUGCAUUUUUUAAUAGAGUCAUUGCUCUUCAAAGAGGUUAUUUGGCUCUGUUCUCAAAGCAAAAUCAAAAAUCCACAGCCAUUAAUUUCUAAGAAUCAGGUUCAAAUGCCUGAUACUGGUCUCAUUGAAGUCAGCGGUAAAUUUCCUGUUGGUUUCAGUUGUGCAGAAUCCUGCCCCAGAUUUGGUAGACAGGAACAGCAGUCAAUGCUGUGGGACCUUGUCGAGCUGAGCCCCUCUUAUCCAAAAUCCUACAUUAUCUAAAACUGGAGUGGGCCCCUGGACAUACAGUGUUUUUCAUUUAGGGCCUUAUUCAUAUUCAUACUAAGGUCUCUUUACAUCUCCCUGGCAGUGUAAAGGGGGAUUAAAGUGGCUGUUAAUGCAAUUUAUGCCCACUCUAAGACCCAUUUGUGCUGCCAGACUGGUGCAAAGGGACCUUAAUUUAAGUCAUAAUAAGGUCCUAAAAGCCUCAAGUUAUCUCAAAACUUCAUCUUCCAAAUAAAUUCUGAUCUCAGUUGCAUCUGUGUAAAUAUAUGAAGGAACUCGAUUUUGAGUCAGUGGAGUUAUACCACAUUUACACUAGUUUAACCCAGAAUUUGGCCGAUGGUGCUUUCCUGUAUAUGCUGCUGCAUAUAAAAUGAAGCUCAAGUGGCCCCUAUUUGCAUUCUUUUCUAACAUCAUACUGAAGUUUCUGAUUUUGAUUUAAUUGCUUAUAACAAUAAUCAGAAUAUGGCAUGGUCCAAAUUUGUCUUGCAAAAAUAAAAUGUUUUCCUUCUGCAAAAUAAAGAGGAGUGACAUACAUAAAGGCGAGUCCAUUGCAAGAGUACACUCCCUCAAUUGAUUUUUGGUCAAUUUUCUGCCACUGUCCAGUAUGUCUACAAUACCGCCAUGCUGUAUGCUAAUAGUAUCACAUUUAGCUGUGGCUUUACAAUAGUUUCCAUUUCAUUCUAGACUGAAAAUUAGAUUUGUCUUAAUGUUAUUCCACUGGUAUUCCACAAGACUUGGAUCACUUUAUUAUUGCUCUGUUCGGACUAGAACCUGAAGAAAAGGAACAGAAGAAGUUAAAGGUAAAACGUUUCUUUCUGCCAGAAGUUGAGGAGAUGGAAAGCUUUUGUUUCUCAAGAACUGUGGCUGGGGAUCUGACAGGGAUUUGUGGAGAUUUGUGGAGAGAGCGGAGAUUUUUACUGUGCAGGUGGGAGUGAGGUAUGAUAAGAAAGCACGGCUGGUUAUUUUCCAAGGGGCCAUCUCAUCAAACCAUUAGUGGUUCACUCACUGCAUGUGAUCUCUAUCUCGGAGACUUGCCCAUGAGUUAUGCUUCUCUGAGUUAUGCUUCUCUUAGCUUUAUUUGUUUAAGUGGCACCACUGUGAUUUGUUAACUUUUUUUUUCCCCUGGACUCCCUCCUUCUAGUCUUUGCUUGCAGCCCCGAUUGUUGAAUUGUUACCUCCAGAGUCACAGUUCUCAUCUGUGACAUCAACACCAAUGUUCUUGUCAGAAAAACAUAAAACUAACCCAGCUAACGCCAGUAGCCUGCCGGAGACUGGUGACUGUAGGCUGCCAGGGAACUUUCUGAGACUGAAUGUCAGUUCUGCAGUGUCAAUACCACACACUGCUGAUUUUGCAUUUGACUUUUUAUUCCUAAAGCAGCCUAGAUUUCCCACUGGAUCACCUCUGGAAAGACAAACUGGAUAUUGGCCCUGCAGCACAGCUAGUGAGGAGGCAGAUGAAUGGGAAAAUACUGACUGGGGCGAAAUGAAACUCACCCUCCCCAAUUAUGCUUUAGUUAUUUCUGGGCAGGUAAUGUCUCUUCUGCAUUGGCCACUAUCAUGCAGGUGCCAUCAAACGCGACGGUUCAGAAAAGCUUUAUUAUUUCACCUUCUUCUAGUUUGUCUGUUAGUAUAGUGGACUUCAAUUUAAAAAAAAACAAUAGUAGACACUGAUUCGCUGCUGCUAAGGAUUAAAUGAUAAUGUAAUGUGUAUUCUGUGGGGAACAUGAUUUUUAGGUUGUUCUGAAAACAGAAAUUAAAUGGGAACUUUAACAUUGACACCAGCUUGAGAAAAAAGGACGUAUACCCUCUGAUCCAUGUAUUUCCUGGGUUUGCUUUGCUAUUGUUGACAACAGUUGUAUCUAUAACAAGUUUCUCUCCUUCACAGCCCUGGUUUAUUUUCUCCCUUUUCUGCCUGAUCCUUCUUUGACAGCAGAAUCCCAUGUUUAUGACAUCACAGUUAGUUGCCAUGAUGGUCAUUGUAAUGUCACAAGUGAAGCAUUAGGAGACAAAUCUGGACAUCACCACGAGAAGGGCCAUACAAGUACCUUGAUAGAAAAAAUCUUGGCACUCGAGGGCAGGGGCUUGCCCUGGGAAUCUCAGCGCUGGGGUGGAACUCAUGGCGAAAGGAGUUUUACCCUUGCAAAUUGACAGCGUGCGAUUGGAUCAGUUUCAUCAUUGCUAUGCCAGCCACAGACCAUGUGACUGGUGUAUUCCUCCUCCAUAGAAGAGAGUUGUAGAUGCGUUUUCAUGGUUACAGACCAACGGCUUAGCCUGACUUCUCCCCUAACCCACCCAUGCCUACCAAAGACUUUGUAAACUAUGGUGCAGGGUUGUGUGAUGCAGAAGGGGUAUCGUAUACUGCAGAAUCACACCCUUCCCACUGAAUCGGGGCCCUCCAUGCCUGCAGGGAGGGUGUGGGGGGGUGUGGAUGGAAGGUAUCCUGUACUGCAGGCUCAAGCAGGAAGAGCAGAUAAGCCAUGAGGAAACAAGCCCCUGGUCGAGCCCAAAUAGCUUUAGUCAUUAGCAAGCAGUGAGAACAUUCUGAACAGAAGUGAAUGUGGAGGUGGAUCUAUAUUUAUCAGAUUCAGUGAAACCUGUGGUAAAGUUUCCACCCCCACUAACCAACAACUUCUUGUCUUGAGCAGAGUUGGGCAAAUACUGCAAAACAUUGGGUUGAAUUUACAAACAGAAUUUAGACGUCUGUGUUUGUUCUCUGCAGAUAUUCCAGGGAACCAAUUUACUGGCUAGAGUGUUUGCAGAGAGAGACCCUGGAACCCCCAGUUCAGCAAGGUACAGAAACACAUGCCUAACUUUAAACAUUUUUGACUCCCAUUUGACUUUAAUGGGAUUCAUCACAUGCUUAAAGUUAGGCAUAUGCAUAAGUACCUUCUGAAUCUGGGCUUCAAACUGUUGUUUCUGCAGAUAUAUCAGUUCAAUGGCACUAUUUGUGAUCUUCACGUUGCGCACAUGCUUAAGUACCUUGCUGAAUCGGGGCUAAAUAAAUACCAGAGAAUAUUCAUGGGAAGGGAAUUUUGCAUUCAUUAUCAUGACCAUUUGAACCAGAAACCUGAUUCUAAGAAUUAUGCUCAUCCACUCAAAGAACAGAAACCUAUCAUGUGACUUGUGUGUCUAAUCAAAACAGUAUCAAAAUCAAAUGCACCAGAAUGUUCACUAAUACAAAGUAGUAUCCAGCCAGUAAUUUCAAGUAACAGAUAUAGGAGGGAAUUGCAAUCUGCUCUUGGACAUUUGGUGAAAAAAAAUUCAUUUGGUAAAUUAUUCAACAGAAGAUUAUUCACCCAGCAGUAGUUUUAUGUGAUCCCUGAAACUUAUCCCAAAUUUCCAGCUAUAUCAGUAAUAUCUUACCCUUAGAUUCAUGUCUGCUAGACAAUUUCUUUAGUGUGUGUGCAAUAUCCCCUUGGUGUGAUGACUUAUUUUAUACAGAUUUCACGGAUAUUUAAAAGUUUGCCCCAAGACAUAAAUUCCUAUUCUGGCUUCACUUAAGAUUGUAUCCAUAUAAACUACAUUUGUAAUUAAGUGUAUGAGCUUCUUAAUAUCAGAUGCUAUUUUUCAGGACCCCACCUAACAAAACAGCUGAUCAGUGCAUUGAUCUUUGGUUUCUAUUAGCGAAUAGCACGGUCAGAUUCACGGUGCCUACAUUUUUCCAUGAUAGAGAGGGAAAACAGGGCAUGUGUGCUCUGAGUGUCGUGAAAAUCACUGCUAAACUCACAAUGACAUGAAAAUAUCCAAUUAAUGCAUGAUACUGCACGGCAUGUAUUAAAUUGUACUAUUUCUACAUUUCCCAAGCCUUUGCUGUAAACACAUUCUGGACCCAGUCCCCUGGGGUUUCUUUUAAGUUUGGUUUUGAAAUGACUAUAUGUAUAUCUGUGUAACCCGAAAUCCAUUGUUAUCUAGCGCUAACUGCAAAAGCUGAUGUUUUGUGAACAAAACCCUGCAAAGCCUGAGAAUGUAUUUUGUCCUUUUACUAAAUGCUGUGCAGUUUUUAAGGGAAGAUCACUAUCUAGGGGGGCUUCAUUCUAUGCACCCGUCAGUUACACCUGUCUUGGUGCAGGGAAAUCAAACUGUUGUGGGUUUUUUUUUCACAUAUGCUUAAAAAAAUUAUCUACAACUAAAAUCCCUUGUACUAGAUCUACUGCACAGUGAGGGCUGCGAAGCAAACAUGUUAGUUGUAUCUAUGUCUCUGUGCUUUAAGAUAACAGGAAAACUUAGACUGGAAUGUAGGCUCAGUCGAUUCAUAUUUUCCCCCUUUUCCUGAGAAGCGCUUGGAAUUUGGCUUUUGCAGAUCAGUUGCAGAAUGCUCUGUUGGUGUUGACCGAGCCAGUUGCUGACUAUCUUAAAGUCGUGUUGUUCCCAAAGCAUCAAGUGUCAGAACUUUUUUUUUUUUAGUUGCAUUUAACCCAUUGCGCUCCAUGCGUUCAAGCCUGUAUUUAUCAACAAAAGACUUCAGCCCUAUUUUCUGUACCACCUGGAAAUGAUUCUCGUCUUCUCUUCUGCUGAUCGGUCUCUGCAAAUCGUUUGACUCAUGAUUUCCUUUUCUGAGGCUGGACAAGAGAGAGGAGGUCACACACAGCUCUCAGUAACGGUGCUGGAACCCCACUCAACUAAUCAGCUGAGAGUGUAAUUUGCCUGAUUGCUCAGUGUUUGCUGUUUAUAUUACAGAAGAGUUGGACAUUACUGAAAGCUCAAAAUCCACAAAGGGAGCCAGCUGAGAGCUAUGAAAUUGCUUGCCCAUAGGAAGAUGGGUUCACUCAUUUCUUCACAAUCAAUUUCCCUGGAAGCAGCAUGCUUGGCAGGGGAAUUUCAGCAAAAGUAAGGCCAGGGUGAUGUAGGGAGUGAGUUUAAAACCUUCUAGCUAUUUUGAGAGUCCCAGGUGGGACUUUCUCCUACCCUUGCAGCCCUGCACAGGGGCUGACUAGAAUCCCACUGGAAAGCAUAAUCCCUCCCUCCUCAAUGCUUUUGGUGUUAGCAUCACAAGAUGAAGCAGAAGUUGCUCUUCCUGCUGGCUGAAAGGGUACAGGGAGGGGUGAAGGGGAAUGGUUAUGCUAUGGCCCUGCCCUCCGCAUUAGCCCACAAAGCAGUGGGCAGCGUGCUGGGCCUUCUGCAAAGUCUCAAUUCAACAAAGAAUUCCAAGCACAUCAGUCUCCCUGAAGUCAACAGAAUUUGUGUGCCCUAAAGAUAAGCAUGUGCUUAUGCGCUUUGUGGAAUCAGGGCCCAAGGGAGACAGAGGUGCUGCUGUGCUGUGCACACAGAGGAAGUCCUCAGUCAGAAUCCCUCCCCCAUCACCCUCUACACCCACCAAGCACAGCUUGGGGUCACAACGGCUGAAUCUUGCCCUAGGUGAGAAAGCCAGGUCAGUAUUUACCACCUCUUUAUUCAUACCCAGCUUCUGCAGCCCUGACAUCCCACUUACUUGAGUAGAACAUUGAACCAGUCAUCAUAAUAGUCCCUUCUGACCUUAAUAUCUAUGAAUUAGCUCAGAGUGAGUUACUAGGUGACUCGUGUUUCUGCUCAUCCAGGCCAGUGACGUUUCUGAGUCUUUGCUUCUGGGUGGGAAGCAGCAUUUCUGCAUUUUAUUUAUUUUUAACAUUUGGCUUGGGACAAAAAAAGACCCAGCCUGCCCAGAGGGAAAUUUGGGAAGGAUUCCCGAAAUAGCACUCGACUGCAAAACAUCUCUUGGUUUAUUUUUACAAAGAUGCGAGCAUGUUUUAUUAACAAAAAGGAAAAAAAAGCUUACAAUUUUAAUCCAGGAAUGUCAGUGUGCCUAAUAUUACAGGUCUUGUGAUUGAUACAAUUUCAUAACAACAUCCUUGUCCAAAUGAAGGGAAAUAGUGUAUUUACUCCAUGCAUGUACUAAGGCAUUGCAAAAAGUUUAACCUGCGUAAUGGGUUUGCGAAUCUGCAAAUUGUUAAUGGGGCUACAUCGCAAAUGAUUCUCUGCCUUGACAAUCAUGUAUACAUAUCGAGAUUUCUAUCAUAAUGAUAAGUGAAAGGGAUGAUUAAUUGUUUUCCUCCAAUAAAUCCAAUUAAAUCAUUA